AUGGCACUAGGAAUGACACGGUGGCAAGGCAUAGGAAUCGUGCUUCUAUUGGGAAUAUUACAGGCUUUUCUUGUUUCUGCUGUCGGCGAUAUUUGGUGGAGUCUUGCUGGAAAGUUUGAGUCCUGGAAGAAUCCACAGUUAUAUAUUCUUGGCUCUCAGCCCUUGUGUCCUAAGCUAAGGGGACUUUCCCCUGGGCAGGUAAGGCUGUGCCAGCUUUACCAGGAUCAUAUGCCCAGUGUGGGGAGGGGUGCCCAGCUUGGCAUUGCCGAGUGUCAAGUACAGUUUGGUCAUAGGCGGUGGAACUGCUCGACAAUCGAAGGAGACAACUCCGUCUUUGGACCUGUUUUAGAAAGAGCCAGUCGAGAAGCUGCAUUUACUCACGCUAUCUCGGCCGCUGGUGUGGUCCAUGCUGUGAGUCGGGCGUGUCGGGAGGGCGAGCUGUCUCGGUGUGGCUGUAGCAAGGCCAUGCGUCCUAAAGAACUCAAACGAGGUUGGAUUUGGGGCGGCUGUGGUGAUAAUAUAGAGUACGGGUACAAUUUCGCUAAAUACUUCGUGGAUGUACGAGAAAAGGAUAAAAACCAUAAACGUGGGUCGCGGGAAUUGGCCAGGAUGUUAAUGAAUCUUCAUAACAACGAAGCAGGCCGACGGGCUGUCUACAAUUAUGCGAAGGUAUCGUGUAAAUGUCACGGCGUUUCCGGUUCCUGUAGCGUGACAACAUGCUGGCAGCAGCUUCCAAGUUUCCGAGAGGUUGGAAACCGUCUUAAAGAUAGAUACGACGGAAGUUGUGAAGUUCGCUUUAACAGAAGGGGAACAAAAUUGAAGAGAAAAAUUCAGAGAUACAACAAACCAACAAAAGAAGAUAUUAUAUAUUUAGACGAAUCACCGGAUUACUGUAACGCUAACCGUACAACCGGAAGUUUAGGGACGGUAGGUCGUGAGUGUAACAGGAACUCAGUAGGCAUGGACGGAUGUGACCUUAUGUGUUGUGGUAGAGGCUACAACACAUUCAAACGAAGACUGGUAGAGCGGUGUCAUUGUAAGUUCUACUGGUGUUGCUACGUUAAGUGUAAAUCUUGUGAGCGAGAGAUCGAUGUACACACUUGUAAGUAA
This is a messenger RNA of Ylistrum balloti, 1110 nucleotides long. RefSeq names its product protein Wnt-5b-like. The coding region runs from base 1 to 1110 and encodes 369 amino acids. The transcript has 4 exons. NCBI's taxonomy places the organism in Eukaryota, Metazoa, Mollusca, Bivalvia, Pectinida, Pectinidae. Gene Ontology annotation, molecular function: cytokine activity; frizzled binding. The record is from RefSeq and is a predicted model, not a curated record. Gene Ontology annotation, biological process: cell fate commitment; multicellular organism development; neuron differentiation. Gene Ontology annotation, cellular component: extracellular region.